Messenger RNA from Hypanus sabinus (Atlantic stingray), 4723 nucleotides. It is a transcript of the gene cdc20, whose product is annotated as cell division cycle 20 homolog. The transcript is spliced from 11 exons. Bases 2415 to 3965 code for a protein of 516 amino acids. Gene Ontology annotation, cellular component: anaphase-promoting complex. The record is from RefSeq and is a predicted model, not a curated record. NCBI's taxonomy places the organism in Eukaryota, Metazoa, Chordata, Chondrichthyes, Myliobatiformes, Dasyatidae. Gene Ontology annotation, biological process: positive regulation of anaphase-promoting complex-dependent catabolic process; positive regulation of ubiquitin protein ligase activity; anaphase-promoting complex-dependent catabolic process. Gene Ontology annotation, molecular function: ubiquitin ligase activator activity; anaphase-promoting complex binding; protein binding.
CGGUGGCUGAGUUGGUAUACAAACAGCUGUUACGAGUGCCUGACUCCAUGACCCCUUGAUCAGCCUCCCAACAGUGUUCCCCCACCUCAGUAAAUUCAAUUCCUUUUCACCCAUUCCCACCUCCCAUCAUGGCGUACCGCACCUUGGGUUCGAGUUGACCUACAUCCUGCCUAGUUUGUUUUUGUCCGCCAUGAUACACAUCAACAACCCCUUAGGCCCCUUCACAAUGGCGAGUUCUGCAUUUUGGAGCGGGGAGAAAAGACUUUUAUCAUAGAUAAGAGGGGUAAACCAGAAUGUAUUUCAGUAGAUCACCUUAAGCCCACCGAUAUUUGGAGUAUUUUGCUGCCCUUCCCCUGGCGUCACAACAUGACCAAGAGCGUGCCAACCCAUCUCUGGAUGAGCCAGAGGCAUCUGCGGUCCCUCCACACAUAGAACCCAGGACCUGAGCCGGGGGCUCAUCUGAGCUCCAGACAAGCUCACAAUGCCAAUUUUAGUGAAACCGGGGGUGGGGAGGCUGUGUAUGGUAACAUAAUUGGGAGAAAUGUACAUAAUUCACAGCCACCAACAUUGAGUUGGGUUUCGCUUUAAGAGGUUGGUAUCACAUGAUGACGUGGUUACAUCAGGAAUUUCAGAACACUCUUCUGUUUUAGGUUUUGGAGUUCAACAAAAUGUGUUACGGGUUUCAUUAAAAAUAACGGAGCGAGGGGUGGAGGAGAGAGAGAGAGAGAGAGAGAGAGAGAGACAGAGACAGAGACAGAGACAGAGACAGAGAGAGAGAGAGAGAGAGAGAGAGAGAGAGAGAGAGAAAUCAAUCCUGAUUGGUCUCUCUUUUUCCUAAGUAGACCUAUCAGUUUUCUCUGUGGGCGGGCUUUACAGUCGACCUCUGUCUCUUUCAUUGUCCAUCAGUCCUGCAGCGCUGUGGUGAACUACAUAUACCUGUCUGGACAUGCCCCCUACUGACUGCUCCUGUGGCUCCUCCCACAGACCCCUGUAUAAAGGCGAUUGAGGCCUGAGUCCGGCCCUCAGUCUCCAGGAUGUAGUAUGGUGGUCAACUACUGCUUGUUCUUUCUUCCAGGCAAUAAAAGCCGAUAUCUCAACCUCACGUCUCAGAGAGAGUUAUUGAUGGUGCAUCAAGCACCAUGGCAGUGUGUUCCAAAAAAAGAAAAUAUAAAACGUACUUCACCCCAGACUACACUAAAGUGUACCCCUGCCUAAUCAGGGUCAAAAAUAAUGACAGUGUUGCUCGCUGCACUGUUUGCAACAGUUGAUGAAGCUGCUUUUGGUGCUGCCAAAUUCUAAUUGUGAUGUGGAAAGGGCAUUCAGAAUGGUGCGUCACAUUAAGACAGAAUUCAGAAGUCAGUUGUCUCACAAAACACUGGUGAAUCUGAUGUCUAGCGAAAUUAACAAUUUCAUUGACCCAGACUGCUAUGAGGUUGAGACUUCCGGCAAAAUGCUCAAAUCUGCCGAGGAAUAUGUGAUCAAAUGAAUUGUUGUGUUCAUUCAUUAUCAAAUGUCCUGUAUACAUACACCCUUGGCGGUUGACUGGUGGGGCGGGGGGAUUAUGGGGUUGCUGGGGGUGGGGUUGGUGGUGCUACCUCCCUGACAUGAGUUUCUGCAGGGUGAGAUGUCAUCACCCUUUUCAGUUUUGCCACGUUAGCAGUUUAAUUCCUAUCCUUUUCUAAACAUUUUUUCUGGAGAUUUUUUUUUACUUUCUUGCACUUCCCUUCCUUUUUUGUAAAAAAAUAACUAUGGCAUGAUAGUGUAGUGCUUGGCAGUACAGUACCACUGACCUGGGGUCAAUUCCAACCAAGUUAAGUCGUCACUUUUUAUUGUCAUUGCGACCUUAACUGCUGGUACAGCACACAGUGUAAACGAGACAAUGUUUUUCAGGACUCAGGACCAUGGUGCCAGAUGAACAAUACAAAAACUACACUGAACUACGUAAACCAAAACAAAAACUACACUAUACUACAGACCUACCCAGGACUGCAUAAAGUACACAGAACAGUGCAGGCAUUACAACAAAUGAUAAACAAGACAAUAGGCACAUCAGAGGUCAGUAAGUUGGUAGUCCGAUGGCUUGGGGGAAAAUCCGUUACAUAAAUAAUCAGCUGAAUGGCGGCAUCCAGGAUUCCGUCCGUUUCUGUACUCCCACCAAUUAUUUCAUUGCCACAGAUGUAGUCCAAUUUAAUGUCCAUUGGAGAGCAGAAUGGACGGGAGAGCCGGCCGGCUACGGCUUGCUUUAUUCCUGGCAUGGACUCCUGCCCACUCACCUCGCUUCCUCGCACACCGCUUACAACGUCUCCAACUCCGGCCACCGGCAUCAGGCGAGUCCGAGGACUGCAGGCCCGAUUCCCUCAGCAAGCCGAGGUCGCGCAAUCUAACCAGCAGAUUUUCAUGAAGGUGUGAGCAGAAUGGCUCAGUUUGUUUUUGAGAGUGACAUUAAUAAUAUCCUGAAAUUGGAUGCUCCCAUAGCAAACGGGCCCCUGGCCAGGUGGCAGCGCAAGGCUAAAGAAAACAAUGGUGCUACUGGCCCUUUGUCUACUUCAGCCAAUGUUAGUGGCUUAUCACCAAUGAAAGCUACAAACCGGUCACUGAAUACAUCCAAGUUGACACCCAGUAAGACACCAGGCAGGACAAAAACCCCUAAAUCUUCUAAAUGUUCCCGAGUGCAGGGGACACCAUCAAAAGCAGGUGCUGAUCGUUAUAUUCCAACCCGCAAUGCAGUACAAAUGGAUGUUGCACAUUUCUUGAUUAACAAAGAGAAUGAUCAAGAAAAUGAAUCUCCAACCAAGAAGGAACAGCAGAAAUCCUGGUCCUUAAACCUGAAUGGUUAUGAUGUUGAGCAGGCUAAGAUUCUACGACUUAGUGGGAAACCUCUUUGUGCGCCUGAAGGUUACCAGAACAACCUGAAAGUCCUGUACAGUCAGUCAACAACACCAAGUUCCACGAAGAAGCCCACACGAUACAUCCCCUCUAUGCCAGAAAGAAUUCUGGAUGCUCCAGAGAUCAGAAAUGAUUAUUAUCUAAAUUUGAUUGACUGGAGUUCCUUGAACUACUUGGCUGUGGGACUUGCAAAUAAUGUGUAUCUCUGGCAUGCUGAGUCUGGUGAAAUCCUGCCACUUGUACAGCUUGAGGGUCAGGAAGACUAUGUUGCUUCGGUGUCCUGGAUAAAAGAAGGCAAUUAUUUAGCAGUUGGGACUAGAAAUGGCGAAGUACAGGUUUGGGAUGUGGAACGCCAGAAACGUCUGAGGAAUAUGGUGAGUCACACUGUACGAGUUGGGUCACUCAGUUGGAGCAGUUACAUCUUGUCCAGUGGUUCCAGAAUAGGCGAAAUCCACCAUCAUGAUGUCCGCAUUGCACAACACCAUGUAGCUACCUUGACAGGACAUACACAAGAAGUCUGUGGCUUGAAGUGGUCACCUGAUGGCAGGUAUCUUGCUAGUGGUGGCAAUGACAACAUUCUGAAUAUUUGGCCAAGCAUUACUGGGAAUGAUGCAGCAUGCCAACCAUUACAUACGUUCACACAGCAUCAGGGUGCUGUUAAGGCAGUUGCCUGGUGCCCUUGGCAAGCAAAUAUUCUUGCAAGUGGUGGUGGCACCAGUGACCGAUUUAUCCGCUUUUGGAAUAUUAAUUCUGGGUCGUGUCUGAAUGCUGUGGAUACUCGUUCUCAGGUCUGUUCAAUAGUCUGGUCAACAGAAUACAAAGAAAUGGUGUCAGGACAUGGAUUUUCACAGAAUCAGUUGGUAAUCUGGAAAUAUCCAAACUUGACCAAAGUUGCUGAGCUCAAAGGACAUCAGGCUCGUGUGCUGAAUCUCACUUUAAGUCCUGAUGGAAGUACGGUAUGCUCUGUGGCUGCAGACGAGACUAUCCGCUUCUGGAAGUGUUUUGCUGUAGACCCAGCAAAGAAGAAGAAAAUGGCAGCGGCCAGUCAAUCCAGUGUGCUUCACCAUGGAAUUCGCUAGAACACUAUGAUGAAGGCAUGUGCCACAAAUGUGGACAUGAGGCUUCACUUUUAAUGUAACAUUGAAUAAAUGUACAACUAACCUUUGCAAAGGGGGGGGGGGGGGAAGCUAGUGUUUUAUCCCUUUUGUGCUCCAAUUUGGAAAUUUUUCAAUGAUACUGACUUUUAAUUUCCACAAAUAUUGUUAUUUCUUGUACAUACGCUUUUAAAUUGCUAUUUUAUUUGUGCUGUUAGACAUUUAAUCUUUUAAGUAAAUUAUAUAAUGUGUUUAAUAUUCCAAUAAAAUUGAAUGGUGUAUUCAAGGUGCUUGCAGUGUAGGUGUGUAUAUUGCCAUCUAGUGACCUUUUUUUUUACUGGUUAAGCUAAUGCUCAGAUUGCAUUUGUUACCAGAGCAGAAUGAUCAUUUGCAAUAUUCAAGAGUUCGUCUAGACCUGUAUUUAAACGAGUAUUUAGUAUUGGGGAAAAGCUCAAUCACUUGAGCAAAUAUGCAUCUAUUUGCUAUUUGCUCUCAGUACAAAUGGGUGCAAUAUGCAUUACUUUAUAAUUGCUGAUUCUAUGGCUUUUAUUUCCACUCGAAUCCUUGUUUUAUUCUAAGAAAUAGCAAAGUUAAUUGGAGACUGAAGUGCAAUAGGGGAAUCAAAGUCUGAUAAUAUCAUUGCUGUUGACAAUCAAACAUUACAUUUUAAAACAUACUAUGAUCCCUGAAAUCUGUAUUGAAUAAAGUUUUAAUUUAUUAAAACAAUAUUUCAAUUAAGCAAA